AUAAAAAAAGUUUUGAAAAAAAAAAGGAAAAUAAUUGUAGAAAAGGGGUCCAACAAGCAGCUGAGACUGCGCGAAGAAAUUGCGGGCUGGUUUGGAGGCUGAAGAUCAAUACGAUUGUGGGAGAGCAAGCUGGACCAGUGAGAAGCCGUGAUCAUCUCGUUUCAGCCGAAGCAUCAUCAUGAAAUCAAGUACACACACCUGUAUACCACAGUCAGCAGUUCUCAGAAAUCUCGCGGACGGUGAAUCGAUCGAGGACAUCGCCGAGUCCGUGGACGAGCUACGUGAAAAAUUGGCGAACAUGAAGAGAAUGAUGGAGGCUCGAAAGGGUAGCACGCUAGGUGAUCUGAGCGCACGAAAACGACGAGAGACAUCUGACAUAAUUGACGGAAAUUUUUUGUCCUGGAUAUUUGGUUCAGCACUUCUUGUAAUACUCAGUGUCAGCUUUUAUGCCUUCUAUAAUCUUUACCACGCGGUACUCAAGAAAUUUCCCUCUCAUCAUACGGAACUAUAAAUUAUCAUGCGAAGUUGCAAUCAAUAUCUAACAAAUGAUAUAAUAUCCGUGAUACACAAUCAUGAGAUUAUUUAUAUAAAUUUUAUUGAUUUGAUUGGCACUUAAGAAAUUGUCUAUUUGAAAAACAAUUUUGAACGUUAUUCAAUAUUUUGCACAGGUUUUAUUACUUGCUAAUCUUUGUUAUUAUUAGAGAUCAUUAACAUUAAAACAACUUUAAUUAUUACUUAGAUAAAUUUUUAUCUAAUAAAUUUAUUUACAAUGAAUAUACUGUCAAAUGUUCAUUGAUCAGCUGAUAUUAACCCAUUUAGUGCUAUUGGCGCUUAUAUGUGUCCGGCAAGUGUUUAAAUUUAAAGAGCUCCGCUCUCAAAGGGUUAAACACGUUAACACCAUUAAAAACAUGCCUAAGGUAUGCGAAUGAAAAUUUCGUUAAGCGAAAUGAAAAUCAGGACAGAUUACGUAAACAAAUAAGAAAUACAGAUGGGCGAAAAAAUUUCACAAAUGAUAUUGUGAAUUUGAUAAUUUAAAUGAAUUUAAUAACUUAAGUUUCACUACUUAUGUUUCCUGGUUUUAUUUUAUUAGUUGAUUAUGUUACUCUACUAUUAGUUAUUGCCAAAUUAUUUAUGCAAUUUUUCUUUUUAUUAUGUACAGAAAGCAAAGAUGACGAUUGAGUGCCUUAUACAUAGACGUACAUCUCUUGCUUCUUAGUAUAUGCAUAUAAAAAAACUUAAUUUUCCUUAUUUAAAAUGUUUAUAGUAUAUUCUGCUGGCUAAAAGAUAGGACAGUGUAUUGUAAACUGAAAUAUUAAAGUUUUCAACAAAUUGCAAAAUUACCUGUAAUUCGCAAAUAUCCAGAUUACCUGCGUAUUUGAUAUUAUACAGUAGCAUAGUGAGAAUUUAUCUCGUAUAAUUGACUUAUAUUUAUCAACGGACAAAUAUAAUCGUUAUAUACUAUUAUAUACGUAAUCAGACUUUUUGAUAAAUGCCUGUUUCUGUUUUUA
This is a messenger RNA of Cephus cinctus (wheat stem sawfly), 1508 nucleotides long. RefSeq lists its product as uncharacterized. The transcript has 2 exons. The coding region runs from base 179 to 511 and encodes 110 amino acids. The record is from RefSeq and is a predicted model, not a curated record. Lineage: Eukaryota; Metazoa; Arthropoda; Insecta; Hymenoptera; Cephidae.